UCCCUGGCCUUUAUUCCCCCAAUCCCCCCCCACUCAAAUCCCCUUCCAUUUCUCUCUCGAGGUCAUCAAUGGCGGACAAAAUCCAUCCGUCAGAGGAUUCAGAGCCCUCAACCGAAGCCCUCCUCCCCCCAAAGAUCAAUCCACCCACCUACAUCAUCCAGCUCCCCAAAGACCAGAUUUACCGCAUCCCACCACCGGAGAACGCCGCGCUCUUCGAAUCCUACUCUCGCCGCUCCUCCCGUCGCCGCCGAUCGUGCCGCAGGUGUCUCCUCUACUCCCUUGUCUCCCUCCUUAUCCUCUUCAUCCUCCUCGCCGCCACUCUCACCAUCCUCUACUUCACUCUCCGCCCCCGUCUCCCCUCCUCCCAACUCUCCCACCUCUACCUCAACUCCUCCCUCACCUCCUCCUCCUCUUCAUUCCUCGCCUCCUUCCUCUCUGAGAACCGAAACACCAAGAUCUCAUUCCGCUACCUCUCCGGCGGCUCUCUUUCUCUCUCCUACUCUGGCGUCGAUCUCGCCACCGGUGUCUGGCCGGCUUUUAAGCAGUCAACGCGAAACGUAACGUCAUUUAACGUCACGAUUAACGGCGCCGGAGUUCGGUUGCCGGGGGAGAUGGUCACGAAGCACGGGACGGUGGCGCUCGCCGUUGACGUGACGGCACCCGUUAAGUUCAAGCUUGGUAGUGUUAGUUCCUGGGCUUUCACUGUUAAGACUCGGUGUGAUUUAACGGUGGAUGGCGAUGGGUUGACGGCGAAACCGAUGAAGAUGGUUUCAAACGCUUGCCGAGUCAGGCUGAGGUUGUGACAUUUGGAUGAGUUUUACUUACUUUUUGGGGGGUAAUUUGGUAAAUAAUGACUGUGGUGGGACAGAUAAAAAGGAAUUUUUGGUUUUUGUUUUGUUAUUUUUGUUAUUGUUGGUGGAGGUGGUGGUGC
Dioscorea cayenensis subsp. rotundata (Guinea yam) is the source of this 931-nucleotide messenger RNA. RefSeq names its product NDR1/HIN1-like protein 13. Lineage: Eukaryota; Viridiplantae; Streptophyta; Magnoliopsida; Dioscoreales; Dioscoreaceae. The coding region runs from base 69 to 803 and encodes 244 amino acids. The record is from RefSeq and is a predicted model, not a curated record. Gene Ontology annotation, cellular component: plasma membrane. The transcript has a single exon.